Molecule: messenger RNA, 2229 nt
Organism: Pyrus x bretschneideri (Chinese white pear)
Lineage: Eukaryota; Viridiplantae; Streptophyta; Magnoliopsida; Rosales; Rosaceae
Product: COP1-interactive protein 1-like
Exons: 8
Coding region: 1-2229 (742 amino acids)
Source: RefSeq, a predicted model, not a curated record
AUGUUGUUACGAUGCAGUUCAAAGCCUUUGCGCAAGAGCAGUGUUGAAGAAUUAACAGAUAAGCACUCGAGAGCCUUAGAACUUCAUUCUGCUUUCGAAGCCCGCAUUGUGGAAGCUAAGACGAAGUUGCAAGAAGCCAUUGAAACAUUCAGUCAGAGAGAUUUGGAAGCUAAUGGCAUUUCUAUAAUUGUGCGCGAGGUCCUGCUCCAGCGAGAGAUAUCUGAACUUAAAGAACAGCUCAAUGAACAAAGAGCACGAGAAGCUGCUUUAAUAUCUGAGGUUCAAAUUCUCAAGGAUGAGGUUGCUGAGAAACCUUUAUUGCAGAAUUCUCUCAAGGAACUGCAAACCAAGUCAGCUCGCUUUGAAGAAGAGAGAAGAAAACUAGCUGAGGCAAAUAUAAAGUUUAAAGAAGAUGUGUCUACAUGCAAGUACAAACAAUGUGACCUUGAAGCAAAAUAUUCCACUGUCGUUGCUGAGAAGCACAAAUCAGUUGAACAACUUCAGGCUGCAAAAAGGACUAUUGAAGAUUUAACGCAGCAGCAUUCUUCUCAAGGGCAGAAACUACAAUCUCAGAUAUCUUCGCUUAUGGAUGAGAACCGUCUGCUUAAUGAAGUGCAUCAAAAUACUAAGCAGGAACUCCAGCAAGUGAUAUCCAACCUUGACGAAAAGCUCAAGGAACAAAAAGCAGGAGAAGCUGCUUUAAAAUCUGAGGUUAAAUAUCUCAAGGUUAAGGGUGCUGAGAAACCUUUAUUGCAGAAUUCUCUCAAGGAACUGCAAACCAAGUUAGCUCACUGUGAAGAAGAGAGCAGAAAACUAGUUGAGGCAAAUAAAAAGCUUAAAGAAGAUGUGUCUACGUACGAGUCCAAACAAAGUGAGCUUGAAGCAAAAUAUUCCACUGCCAUUGCUAAGAAUGAUGAAUCAGUUGAACAACUUCAGGCUGCAAAAAGGACAAUUGAAGAUUUAAAGGAGCAGCAUUCUUCUCAAGGGCAGAAACUACAAUCUCAGAUAUCUUCGCUUAUGGAUGAGAACCGCCUGCUUAAUGAAGUGCAUCAAAAUACUAAGAAGGAACUUCAGCAAAAUUCUCUCAAGGAAUUGCAAACCAAGUUAGCUCGCUGUGAAGAAGAUAGCAGAAAACUAGCUAAGGCAAAUAAAAAGCUUAAAGAAGAUGUGUCUACAUACAAGUCCAAACAACGUGACCUUGAAGCAAAAUAUUCCACUGUUAUUGCUGAGAAGGAUGAAUCGGUUGAAAAACUUCAGGCUGCAAAAAGGACUAUUGAAGAUUUAAUGCAGCAGCAUUCUUCUCAAAGGCAGAAACUACAAUCUCAGAUAUCUUCGUUUACCGAUGAGAACAACCUGCUUAAUGAAGUGCAUCAAAAUACUAAGAAGGAACUCCAGCUAGCGAUAUCUAACCUUGAAGAACAACUCAAGGAACAAAAAACAGGAGAAGCUGCUUUAAAAUCUGAGGUUGAAAAUCUCAAGGCUGAGGCUGCUGGGAAGCCUUUAUUGCAGAAUUCUCUCAAGGAACUGCAAACCAAGUCAGCUCACUUUGAAGAAGAGAGCAGAAAGCUAGCUGAUGCAAAUAUAAAGCUUAAAGAAGAUGUGUCUACAUACGAGUCCAAACAAAGUGACCUUAAAGCAAAAUAUUCCACUGCUGUUGCUGAGAAUGAUGAAUCAGUUGAACAACUUCAGGCUGCAAAAAGGACAAUUGAAGAUUUAAAGGAGCAGCAUUCUUCUCAAGGGCAGAAACUACAAUCUCAGAUAUCUUCGCUUACGGAUGAGAAUAGCCUGCUUAAUGAAGUGCAUCAAAAUACUAAGAAGGAACUCCAGCAAGCGAUAUCUAACCUUGAAGAACAGCUCAAGGAACAAAAAACAGGGGAAGCUGCUUUAAAAUCUGAGGUUGAAAAUCUCAAGGCUGAGGUUGCUGAGAAGCCUUUAUUGCAGAAUUCACUCAUGGAACUGCAAACCAUGUCAGCUCACUGUGAAGAAGAUAGCAGAAAACUAGCUAAGGCAAAUAUAAAGCUUAAAGAAGAUGUGUCUACAUACGAGUGCAAACAAAGUGACCUUGAAGCAAAAUAUUCCACUGCUGUUGCUGAGAAGGAUGAAUCAGUUGAACAACUUCAGGCUGCAAAAAGGACUAUUGAAGAUUUAAUGCAGAAGCAUUCUUCUCAAGGGCAGAAACUAAAAUCUCAGCUACAUCCGUUUGCCACAUAUAUCUUCGCUUACAGAUGA